Messenger RNA from Myiozetetes cayanensis, 3485 nucleotides. RefSeq names its product centrosomal protein 19 (gene CEP19). Gene Ontology annotation, cellular component: centriole; spindle pole; centrosome. The transcript is spliced from 3 exons. NCBI's taxonomy places the organism in Eukaryota, Metazoa, Chordata, Aves, Passeriformes, Tyrannidae. Gene Ontology annotation, biological process: microtubule anchoring at centrosome; trans-Golgi to periciliary membrane compartment transport. The record is from RefSeq and is a predicted model, not a curated record. Bases 54 to 659 code for a protein of 201 amino acids.
CCCGGAGGGGGCCUUCGGAGCACGGGGCCUUUGGCUCCGCGGCCGCCGUAGCCAUGGCAACCGGGCGGGAGGAGGAGGAGGAGGAGGAGGCAGCGCCUUCCUGCCCGGCCCUGAGGUUCACCAUUGCUGAGGACUCUGAUGAGGCCACUCCCAGCAGCAGGACUAGGAUGACUUUCAAUGCACAGAAGUGUGGGGUCUGCUUCCAGCCCCCAUCCAUCGUCCUCGUCUACAGAGACCACAGCCAGGAUAAGACCCGCCGGCGCAUCAUGCCCGUCAGGAAUUUCUCCAAGUUCUCAGACUGCAGCGUUGCCGCCGAGCAGCUGAAGAACAACCCUCGGCACAAGGCCUACCUGGAAGGGGUCUCGCUGCGUCAGCUCCGGAAGCUCUACAGUUUGCUGAGAGGUCAUCUGGGAGGAGAGAGCCUGGCUGAGAGCUUGGAAAAGUUUCAGCAGGAAGAGACCAUCGACCCAGAGGAGGAUAUGAACAAACUAGACGACAAGGAACUAGCCAAGAGGAAGAGCAUCAUGGAUGAGCUCUUCGAAAAGAACAGGAAGAAGAAGGAUGACCCUGAUUUCGUCUACGACAUUGAGGUGGAGUUCCCACAGGAUGAGCAGCUGGAGUCCUGUGGUUGGGACAUGGAGUCAGAUGAAGAAAUCUGAUUCCAGACAGAAGUGUCGUGGAUGGGCAGCUCAGAGACAAACCUCAGUGUCCCAGCAGGGAGGACGAUGUCAGUGCCGCACGGAACUGAUGCACGUUGGCUACAGGAGAACCUGAAGGGCCACAGCCAUCCCAGGGUUAAGAGAGCUUUGUUUAAGAAGCCAGACUUGAUGAAAUGGAAACUGGGCAGCUGAAAUCGUUGGGUGAUUUUAGUCUUUUCCUACAUAAAAGAAUUUUAAAUUAUUUAAUCUUUCAAUUUUUUUUUUUUUUACAUUUCAGUCAGCUUUGGUUGAAAAUGAAGUGUUAAAUAUUCAUGUCCUGAAAGCACUGUUAAAGCUGUAUUGCACAAGUAGAGUGUUUCUUACUGCCUGCUGGGAAGUUAAAUAUAUAUCAUUCUUUCUGGAUAAAUCAAGAGGGUAUUACUCUCAUAUUUCCUGAAAAAUGCUUAAAUCUCCAGUUUUAGCUUACACAAAUAUAAAUCCUUAUGUUUAAAAAAAGGAAUAUCUAGAAAAUGGAUUAGUCUUGAAAGCACUUUUGAACACACAGUGAUUUCAAAUUGCUGCAGUGAGGUGGUUGGUUCCCUACACUGCUGGAUGAUGCUUUCUUGUAAGUGCUCAAUUCUGGGAGAAUGUGCUUAAAGUAUCAAAAAAAAUAGAGUGGUAAACGGUCAAAGCCUGGACUUUAGAGUAAAACAAAACGUUCACUCAUCCCACUGAAGCUUUUAUUGCCACUGUCUAUCUCAGCUGGUCUGUACCAGGCAAAUCCUUCUCUCCUGCAACAACUGGAGGACUGAGUUUAUGAUUUUUUAGGAAAUUGCACAACUCCAAAAGCUUCCCGGGUUUUGGCUUUCUGAACCCAGGUGGCCAUGAGGGCUGUGGGUGGGAUGGACUUCAUCCCGAGCUGCUACCUGAGGUAACUCAGAGGAGUUGUAAAUGGCCUCCCAGACUAGUUCCUGCCUUCCUUCUCGCAACCACAAACUAAAUAAAACAUGUUAAAUUUAUCAGCAAGAUGUCUUGUGGCAGCACAGGAGCUGGGGCUGGAGGAGCUCUCCUCCCACACACCGAAACGAUAGAGUCACUGCUGGGAAAAUCUGGAACGGGUCUCGGUGAAACCACCGUGCUGUGCCAUCACUGCAGAGCAGGAGGGAGCUCACACUUGGCCACGGGGGUCUUCAGUUAGAAACCGAAGCUGGUGCCUCACUUGCCAAAAUUAAAGAAAUCUAAAGCCUGACUCAGCUCUCCCAGGACCGGAAGGGGCGUGUGGGACUCUGGCACAGGCCUUUCCUCAAAGACUGUGACAGAACAGCAGAGAAAGAUCUCCCAGUCGGGUGGGAGGGGGCCAUGGGAGCUCCUCCUUCACACCCAGCCUGCACCCAGUGCUGUCCUGGCUGGGCUGGGAGGAUGUGGCUGCACCCCCUCCCUGGGCAUGGCCCUCCUCACAGUGGGGGCUUCAUGAGGCCUAACAAGUGCCCAGUUGAGGGGGUAAUCACCUCUCUGGACCCUGAGGUUCCUGCUGGCCCGUCCUUCCAGCCCACACCAGUGCUUCAAGAUGGAGCCCUACUGGUCCUCCCAGUUCGGGCUCAUCUGUGAACUUGCCACAGAGGUGCUCCACAGCCUUCUUCAGAUCAUGGACAAAGAUGAAACAGGACAGAUCCCAAACCAGACCCUGGUGUUUUUUCACCAGCCUCCUCCUAACCACUACCUUGUGUGCUUCAUCAUCCAGCUGAUCCUUACCUGCCAAGUGCUCACCCAUCCAGACCGUGACAUCUGCACUUGGAUGAAAAAUGUUCUGGAACAGUGUCCAAAGCCUUGCUGAAGCUGAGGGAAACGGCACCCACCACCUUCCAGAUCCACCCAUUUCAGUCUGAGAGGAAAGCAGGUUGGGCAGGCACAGGUCAUCAAUCCAUGCUCACUGCUCCCAGCCACCCUCUUCUAGAGAUAUGCUCCAAACAAAGGAUACUCCGUGGUUUUCCCAACAUGAAGGUGUUGUUCCCUGGGAUGUCCUUUUGGCCAUUACUGAAGCUGGGUGGGACACUUGGGUUCUCCAGUCACAGAGGGCAUUCCCUAUCACCAUGACCUUGCAAGAUGGUGAGAGCAGCUUUGUAAGGAUGUCCACCACUCUGAAGGUGGAAUCUCCUCCUGUUGCCCUGACAUCCCAUGCACAUCUCAGCUUCAGGCGAGCCUCAGCUUUGCAGGCAUGUGAUGGGGGAGUGUGGAUUAUCCCCCACAUCAGCUCAAUACAGCCAAGAACCCCCACUCUUUAUCCAUGCCCUGGGCAGUGCCGGGUGCCCGGGUUCCUCCCUGCGUGUGUUCCCACCUGCACCCCACAUCCCCCUUCCAAAAGGAGAAGCAGCAUUGGCUGUGGUGGUGGGAAAGCGAACGCAUCCACCCUCCAAGGCUGGCCCUGGCACCCACAGGAGAGGAAAACCCCCAGGGGUUUGGGGCACCUGCUCACCCUGCCAUCAGGGAGACAUUGGAACGCUGCCAGGAGACAGCGCAGGGGUGUAUUUAUAGGUCACUGCUGUCCCCCAGGGGUGCAGCUUACGGGCAAAAGAAGGGCUGAAAGAGGCUGAGGGAUUCCCCAGCUGGGCCCUGGUUUGGUUUUGGCUAGUUCAGUCUAAAAUAGGACCAGAAAGCAGCCAUUUCCAGAGCCUUGGCCAUGCUCAGCCCUAUUGGAACUGCCAGCAGGUCCAGCAGGGUCCAACCUGCGCCACUUCCCAGCCCAGCAUGGCUACACCAGGCUCACCGUGACCCCAGUCCCUGUCCCACACCUCUGCCGUGGAGGGGGCUGCCCUGCUCCUGCUGCCUGCACUGCCCUCGGCAUCUUCG